Messenger RNA from Cryphonectria parasitica EP155, 798 nucleotides. Its product is annotated as phosphoribosylformimino-5-aminoimidazole carboxamide ribotide isomerase. Gene Ontology annotation, biological process: L-tryptophan biosynthetic process; L-histidine biosynthetic process. The record is from RefSeq and is a predicted model, not a curated record. Bases 1 to 798 code for a protein of 265 amino acids. Gene Ontology annotation, molecular function: 1-(5-phosphoribosyl)-5-[(5-phosphoribosylamino)methylideneamino]imidazole-4-carboxamide isomerase activity. Gene Ontology annotation, cellular component: cytoplasm. The transcript has 3 exons. NCBI's taxonomy places the organism in Eukaryota, Fungi, Ascomycota, Sordariomycetes, Diaporthales, Cryphonectriaceae.
AUGACCAUCUUUCGCCCCUGUAUAGACCUCCACGCGGGGCAGGUAAAACAGAUUGUGGGCGGCACGCUGGACGAGAAGACGCCCUCGACCCUCAAGACCAACUUUGUCUCGCCGCACCCGCCGGCGCAUUUUGCACGGCUAUACCGGGAAAACGAACUCAAGGGCGCCCACGUCAUCAUGCUCGGGCCUGGCAACGCGGAGGCAGCGCGCGAGGCACUGGCGGCGUGGCCUGGCGCACUGCAGGUCGGCGGCGGGAUCACGGAUCAGAAUGCGAAGGAGUGGGUGGACACUGGUGCCGAGAAGGUCAUCAUAACGUCUUUCCUCUUCCCAGAGGCGCACUUCAGCCAGGCACGCCUGGAUUCUGUCGUUGCGGCGCUGCAGGGCGACCGGAGCAGGCUGGUCAUCGACCUGAGCUGCCGUCGACAACAAGCAGACGGCGAGGAGCCCAGGUGGUUCGUGGCCAUAAACAAGUGGCAGACUCUCACAGACAUGGAGGUCAACCAAGCUUCUAUAAAACAGCUCGAGCCCUACUGCUCCGAGUUUCUCAUCCACGCCGCCGACAACGAGGGCCUCCAACGCGGCGUCGAUGAGGACCUCGUCACCAAGCUGUCGCAGUGGUGUACAAUACCCGUCACGUAUGCCGGCGGCGGCCGGAAUCUCGACGACUUGGAUCGGGUCAGGGCCCUGAGCGGCGGCAAGGUCGACCUCACGAUCGGAAGUGCGUUGGAUUGCUUCGGUGGGUCCGGUGUGCGGCUGGAUGAGUGUGUCGAGUGGAAUCGGCACCAAAAACAGGCCUAG